AUGCUGCGCACCCCGAGGUGCUCCCGCUGCAGGAACCACGGCUUCCUGGUGCCCAUCAAGGGCCACGCGGGCAAGUGUCGCUGGAAGCAGUGCGUGUGCGACAAAUGCUACCUGAUCACCGAGCGCCAGAAGAUCAUGGCCGAGCAGAAGAUCCUCAGGAAGCAAAGCCCCGAAGAGGAGCCCCGGGACCUGGCCUCCGGCCCGCACCGAUUGUCCCCCACGGAGGUCUCCGAGGCCUCGGCGGCGGCGGCGGCGGCUGCUGCGCCCACCGGCUCGGGCCUGUGCCCUCGAGCCGCUGCCCAGGGCCGUGCCACGUGCGGCGGCUUCCUGCAAAGGCCACCGCGAAGCCGCAGCCCCGGACCCAGCGCUUUCCAGCCGGUCCCCGCGGCGGCGGCGGCUGCGCACGGCCAUGACCACCGCGUGGACCACAGCGCAACCUGGAUGCCCACUCCACGCCCGGGCCCCGAGAAGCUCCGGCCGCUGCGACCCGUGCCCAGGUUGCCCUUCGCUGGUGGUAGAGACUUCGGACAACCUGCUGAUUAUGUGGCAGGAGCUGGAUACCCCAGGAGAGAGCCUUCGAAGCAGUGCACUGCCUGUCCCACCACGCGCUCACACCACCCAUUCCCACGGGACCACCAGAAUGCAUCCCCGGCCCCGGGGAUCCCCCCUCAGAGGGGCUUCCGGCACGUCGUUUCCUGCCGCUGCUGCCAUGGGGGAGGCUUGGUGGCAGAGCCAGUUGGAGACUUCCAGCCAAGCUUCGACUCGCCACCACCAUUGACACCAUCACCUCCACCGCCACCACCACCUCCACCACCGCCCCCACCGCCUCCGCCACCUCCACCGUCGCCAACCCAGCAACCCCAGUUCCUCCCGCCAGGAUUCCUGUCUGCGCUGUACUUCCUUCCCCCGCCGCCGCCUCCGCCGUCGCCACCUCCUUUCUCGCUGGCCAUCCUGCCUGAUGCAGACAAGGGGAACACCGAUGACCAGGAUGUGGAGGUGCCUAAGCCCUUGACUCCGGAGCAGUCCGACUAA
Messenger RNA from Jaculus jaculus (lesser Egyptian jerboa), 1032 nucleotides. It is a transcript of the gene Dmrtb1, whose product is annotated as DMRT like family B with proline rich C-terminal 1. Gene Ontology annotation, cellular component: nucleus. The record is from RefSeq and is a predicted model, not a curated record. Lineage: Eukaryota; Metazoa; Chordata; Mammalia; Rodentia; Dipodidae. Gene Ontology annotation, biological process: regulation of transcription by RNA polymerase II; sex differentiation; germ cell development. The coding region runs from base 1 to 1032 and encodes 343 amino acids. Gene Ontology annotation, molecular function: DNA-binding transcription factor activity, RNA polymerase II-specific; RNA polymerase II cis-regulatory region sequence-specific DNA binding. The transcript is spliced from 4 exons.